Molecule: messenger RNA, 1062 nt
Organism: Medioppia subpectinata
Lineage: Eukaryota; Metazoa; Arthropoda; Arachnida; Sarcoptiformes; Oppiidae
Source: the annotation of a GenBank genome assembly
AUGGCUGUGACAGAUGAAAACAAAGACACGACUAAUAAGACGACAAAUACUGGGAAUCAAAACAAUGGCAAUAAUAAUACAAAUAAUAAUAAUUUGAAGUCUAAUUCACAAGAAAUGAUCGGAAAGCAUUGUAUUUGUUGUUAUAAAGAUCAGCGAAAUUAUAAUCGUUUCAAUCAAUUGGUUCAGUCGAUAAUCCAAACGACAGUUAAUCUGUUGAAAGUGAUAUCCCUUUCAUUAGAUGCCGGUCCCGACCCUUCACACGAUGCCGAUGACCACGACUGUCAACACCCCUCUAACUGUGAUAAUAGUUUGGAUAUAAGUGUUUGCAAAAGUGAUUCAAAGCAAUCCACAGACGACAAGAGCGAUGACAACCAUCUGGUCAUUACUGGAGAUGAGAACUGUAUUGAAUCCAAUUGUAAAUCAUUUAAAGACUAUUUCAAUGACUGGACUACAGAAGACAGGGAAAGACUUUUUCAUUUAGCCUCAAAGGCAUUUCACAUCACGUUCCCGUUAUAUGUGGCCCAAAAGCAUACGGUGAAUAGUCGUGGAGACUCGCCGUCGCCCAAAGAAGUGCAAUCGAUUAGUGCAUACUGUGAGCUGACGGAACUGGAUCUGCCGUUAUAUAUGUUGAGGAAUAUCGUGUACUUCUGUGACGCGGACGGCAUCGGUCUGUUCGUCGAGUGUUUCGCAAAGGGAACGCCAGGACGACGACUGCCCUUAUCUCUGGCUCACGCCAUGAUUGCUGUGAUCGCAAACCUCAAGCCAUUGAUUAAUUCCAAUGUUAUACAACAAAAACUGGUCUCUUUGCGCACUUUUGUAAUUGAAUACCUGUGCAAAGUGGCCGACAAAGAGCUUCGCAUAAUGAACAAUAGGACAAUGUUUGAGUUCAUUUGGUCUGUUGUCAAAGAGCACAUCGAUCUGAGGAAUGGCAGCGCAGACAAAGAAGGACUCACUCUUGCCUUAAAACGAAGACUUUUGCCCACCAUUGCUGUCCAAUUCAUCAAAGUAUCGAUCCGUACAAUCACUAUCCGUCACAUCUAUUUUUGUCAAAUCAGUGUCUGA